AAGCCCUCCACAUGAGUUAUUAGAAAAUCCAUAUCACCGCCGACGUCACAGAGCCCCCACGCAGGCGUCCUGACGGCUCGGCGACGUCCCCGAGUCCACACUUCCUCCGUCAGCUGACAGGUAUGGCUCGCGCGACCCUCCUCUUCGUGUCCCUGUGCCUCACGGGGACGCUGCAAUUCCAAUUCAAGCACCACAACAACGAGGAGAUGCUCCAGGUGCUGCAGGACGUCAACGCGAGGUGUCCCAACGUCAGCAGGAUCUACACUUUGAGCGAAACCUCGGUCCUGGGGGUGCCGCUCUACGUGAUCGAGUUCUCCACCAAGCCCGGGCACCAUGAGAUCCUGAAACCAGAGUUCAAAUACAUCGCCAAUAUGCACGGCAAUGAGGUGUUGGGCAGAGAACUGCUUCUCAAGCUCGCCGAUUACAUCUGCGAACGUUAUUCUGAGGGUGAUCUGCAGAUCAAGUCGCUGACAGAGCUGACUCGCAUCCACCUCAUGCCUAGUAUGAAUCCUGACGGAUGGCAGUUGGCCACGGACACGGGUGGCCAGGACUACUUGAUCGGCCGCACCAAUAACAAUUCCAUCGAUCUGAACCGCAACUUCCCUGACCUAGACAGGAUCAUCUUCACUAACGAGGACGACCACAUCGACCACAACAACCACCUGCUGGAGCAGCUGAGCAGACUCAAUGAGCCGCUACAACCCGAGACCAAGGGCGUGAUCAGGCUAAUCAUGCAGAUUCCCUUCGUCCUGUCAGCCAAUCUGCACGGUGGGGACUUGGUUGCCAACUACCCCUACGACGAGAGCCGCUCCGGAAGGCAAAAGGACGAGUAUACCCCAACCCCGGACGACGAUACGUUCAGACACCUCGCCUUAGCCUAUUCCAUGCACCACACCGACAUGGCCAGCCCCAAGAGGAAAGGCUGCGGAGACGUAGACAGCAACCGUUUCGCCAAGCAAGGGGGAAUCACCAACGGUGCUAAGUGGUACAGUUUGCAGGGAGGCAUGCAGGAUUUUAAUUACCUCUCCAGCAACGACUUCGAGUUGACCCUCGAACUAGGCUGCGACAAGUAUCCCCCCGAGAGCGUAUUAGCGAGCGAGUGGGAGCGAAACAAGGACGCCCUGCUGCAUUAUAUCUGGCAAAGUCACCUAGGGAUUAAGGGCAUCGUAUACGAUAGCAUCACACAACAGGGCAUUCCCAACGCUGUUAUCCACGUCAAAAAUAUCACUGCGGGAAGGUCGGAUGACAUACAGCACGACAUCACGUCAGUGCACGACGGCGACUACUUCAGACUUUUGACUCCUGGAAACUACAAAGUAACUGCAUAUCGAGAUGGAUAUCUUCCACACACUAGAUUAGUUACCGUUGUUAAUAGACCGUACUCUGAAGCUCAACGUGUUGAUUUCUCAUUGAAACCCAUCGGCAAGCAUGCCUAUCACCACCAUAACCACCAUCACCACAGACCAUUCGUAGAUGUGUUUCGCCCUAUAGGAUUCAGACCGAUAAUUAUAUCAAUUCGAAAAUCGACGACGACUUCGAAAGCAGCCAGCAACAGUGGUCGAACUGGGCAGAAGAGAACGAACCUAUUUUAGAGCCAAUAGCAGUUCAGUAAAAUAGUAAAAUAUACAAUCUAUCAUAUUGUGAUCCCCUUCCCAGUUAUAUCAAUAGUUAAGAAGAAAGUGUAACUCUGUUAGAUAGGCGCGAUUAUAGCACGAGUUCUUCAAGGGUGUUAUGGAUUUUGUUUUAGCUCACAAUCACAAGUAAUGUAAAUGUAAUUAUUAUGUUCUUUCAUAGUGACCUUUAUCAGAAGAGACGAAAUAAAAGUAUUAUUUUGA
Messenger RNA from Anoplophora glabripennis (Asian longhorned beetle), 1835 nucleotides. RefSeq names its product carboxypeptidase E. Gene Ontology annotation, molecular function: zinc ion binding; metallocarboxypeptidase activity. The transcript is spliced from 10 exons. Gene Ontology annotation, biological process: proteolysis. Bases 123 to 1592 code for a protein of 489 amino acids. The record is from RefSeq and is a predicted model, not a curated record. NCBI's taxonomy places the organism in Eukaryota, Metazoa, Arthropoda, Insecta, Coleoptera, Cerambycidae.